Messenger RNA from Symbiodinium pilosum, 1305 nucleotides. The record is from the annotation of a GenBank genome assembly. Lineage: Eukaryota; Dinophyceae; Suessiales; Symbiodiniaceae.
AUGAAACAGUUUCUCUACGGCUGUGAAAUUGGCCGCCCUGCCGUCAAAGCUAUGGAAAGGACCCGUGCUGCAGUCACAUCCACGGUGUGGACCAAAACGCGUCAACAGCGCAACCCGGAGGUUCUGUUGACUCUGCUGCGCAAAGGGCAUUUGAUUGACCCGUUCCACGCUGUCGCAUUCCAAACUGUCAUGGGCCUGCGUAGGCUGUUUGGCAAAUGGCCUGCAGAUCUGUACGAUCGUGCGGCUGCCCUUUGGCCUCACUGUCACCAUGCUGAUCGUGCGCACAUGGGUGGGCCGGUUCGUAACUUGGCGUACUUGUUGAAGGACAUGCAACUUGAAUGGGUCGAUUUUGACACCGUUCGAUUGCGGAGCAGGUGGCAGUGCAUAGGUCGCAAGGACAUGGCUGGCGUCCACGACGAAGCUGGCAUCAACGUUUUUGCAACUACAUGUCUUUGGCGUGGGGGUCUCAAUCGGCGUGCCGCUGUGGAAAAGUUCUGUCCCGGGGUCUGGGAUCGGCGUCAACGUCCGGUGACCCGCUCAUCUGGAAUCACCAUGUGCCCAGCAUGGCUUCGUGACGAGUGGGAUCGGCUGGCGCAGCAGCAGCCGGCUGUCGUUCCAUGGGAGGUUGCUGCGCAUCAUGUCCGGAAAGCUCCGCAGGGAAUUUUGGUGUGGACCGACGGUAGCACGAUCCACUCUGGCAUUCCUGACUUGGUCCGUAGUGGUCUUGGCAUUUUCUUCGAAGAAGGUUCGCCGCUGAACUUCUUUACCGCGCUCGCUGGUGAGCUCCAAACCAAUAAUCGUGCCGAGCUUCUGGCAGUAGUCCUUGCUGCUGAACACGGAGUUUCAUGGCAUCAGCCCAUUGUGGUGCACUCUGAUUCAUGGUGGGUGGUUGAGCGUGCGCAAAUGCUAUCUGAUCGUGUUAUGGUAACAAUGCUGCGGAUGCGUUGGCUAAGAAAGGGGUUGCCUUACAUUGCCAUGCUGAGUGGAAUGCUCACGUGCAACAGUUUGGCCAGUUCGUACGGGAUACGAUGUGGAUUCAAGUGUGUAUGGUCUGCGUUCUUCUUGCCCGUACUCAUCAAGAAAAGCAACUGCCGCAGUCAGUUCAGGAUCACCUGCAAGUUGUACGAGGCUGGGGACAACUUCAGCAAAGGUUGUUGCAGGCGUUGGAUGGCCACCCUACUGGUGGCCAUCGCUACUCACGCAAAGCACCCCCAGUUGGUGGGAAUGAGGACUCGCCGGAUGCAGUUGAAGGCCCUGCCCCCUCUCAUGAUCUGGAGCGUGGGCGAGCCAUCCAGCGAACGCUGA